GCUGGACUGUGGCAUACUUACCCUCACUUCUAGAACAUUCCCUCAGGCUGCUCAGCAGACUCUUCCUGCAGAGGGUGCAAACCGGUCAUCAUGUCUCCAGCCAGUGAUGUUUAUCUCAUUACGGGAGCCUGUGGCUUCCUGGGAGAGAGGAUCUGCCGGCAGCUCCUGGAGGAAGAGCAGGGACUCGCUGAGAUCCGACUCUUUGACAAGAAAUCCAAGCCUGAGCUUGUCCAGUCCCUUCAAGCAUCCACAAGUCAGACCAAAGUGAGCAUGUUCGAGGGGGACAUCAGAGACAGCGAGCUACUGAGGAGAGCCUGUCGUGGAGUGACCCUGGUUGUCCACACUGCAUCUAUCAUUGACAUCGUCGGAGCUGUGGACUACAGUGAACUCCAUGGUGUUAACGUGAAAGGGACCCAGCUCCUGCUGGAAGCCUGCAUCCAGGAGAGCGUGGCGUCCUUCGUCUACACCAGCAGCAUCGAGGUGGCAGGCCCCAACCCGCAGGGCGACCCAGUCAUCAACGGUGAUGAGGACACGCCCUACCCAGCCCGUCUCAAGUUCCCGUACAGCAGGACCAAGCAGGAGGCGGAGCAGCUGAGCCUUCGGGCGCACGGCGAGCCCCUGCGCAACGGGGGCCGGCUGGCCACCUGCAUCCUGCGGCCCAUGUACAUCUACGGCGAUGGCUGCCCCUUCCUCAUCCUCCACAUGGCUAACGGCAUCCGCAACGGCAACGUGCUGCUGCGCACGUCCCGGCGCGAUGCCAAAGUCAACCCCGCGUAUGUGGGGAACGUGGCCCUCGCCCACCUCCGCGCCGCGCAGGCCCUGAGGGACCCCGAGAGGAGGGCGGUGGUUGGGGGGAACUUCUACUUCAUUUCGGACGACACGCCGCCCGUCAGCUACUCGGAUUUCAACCACGUGUUGAUGUCGCCGCUCGGGUUCGGCAUCCAGGAGAAGCUUCUCCUGCCCUAUCCCCUCCUCUUCUUCCUCUCCUUCCUCAUGGAGCUGCUCCAGUGGUUGCUCCGCCCCUUCCUGCGGUACUGCCCACCGCUGAACCGGCAGCUCUUAAUCAUGGUCAACACGCCCUUCACGUUUUCUUAUCGGAAAGCCCAGAAAGACAUAGGGUACACUCCCCGCUAUAGUUGGGAGGAGUCACACAAGCGCACCACUGAUUGGCUGGCCACCCUCCUGCCUCAGGAGAGAGAGCGAAUCAAGACUCACUGACUGCUCCUGACCCCAAUAUUGAAACUAUUAGGGGAAUUGGCCACAGCAAUCAUAUAUACAUUUUUUUGUCUGGUUACUUUCUGUGGUGAUACUGUAGCUAUUUCCCACCCUUCAAGUAUAUAAUAUGUAGAGACAGCAAUGCCAAUAGAACCCUAUGGGGAGCACAUCAGAACCAGGAAGUACAAAUAUUUCGCUGAACAGCCAUGUUCAGUUGUGUCCUUGGUUACACGCUUAAUCACGUGUACAACGACGAUAGCUCAGACAUAGACUAAAAUAAAUAAAAAAUUCAUAUCCUGUGAUUUUUUUAACUAAUGUAAUGUACAGAGUUAACAUCAAUAUUUUAGUGGAAGUAUUCUAUUU
Molecule: messenger RNA, 1578 nt
Organism: Anguilla anguilla (European eel)
Lineage: Eukaryota; Metazoa; Chordata; Actinopteri; Anguilliformes; Anguillidae
Product: 3 beta-hydroxysteroid dehydrogenase/Delta 5-->4-isomerase-like
Exons: 3
Coding region: 91-1218 (375 amino acids)
Biological process (GO): steroid biosynthetic process
Molecular function (GO): 3-beta-hydroxy-Delta5-steroid dehydrogenase (NAD+) activity
Source: RefSeq, a predicted model, not a curated record